AUGCCGGGAAAAUAAGCUGCAGCACACAGGCAUCUGUUGGGGUUCUUAUAGAAAGUCCUGCGGGUUGCCAGGACUACAGCACAUCUGCUUGGUUUUGGGGACAGCAAGAGCCCAGCUGAUCCAGGCAUUUGGGUGAGGUCCUUUCUGAAGAGCCUGGAGUCUUUCUUAGAUCUGUCUUUUAUUUUGGGGAAAGGUGUGAUGGAGCUUGCAUUUUCCUAUGUAUCUGGAUACUCUGUAGCCAUUCUCCUCUUACAAAUGGUAGUACUCCCCUCAGCUCUAGGCUUGGAUGUACAGAUUAAUGUUCAUGUUCCUGACACAAAAGGGCUCAUGCUGGAGUGUAAUUCGGGAGGGUGGUUCCCAUCACCCCAGAUGGAGUGGAGAGACAGCAGGGGAAACGUAAUUCCAUACUCAUCAAAGUCCUCCUCAGUGGAUGGAGCUGGAUUAUUGCACCUGAAGAUGAGUGUUCUUCUCAAAAACAGCACCCACAGUCCUGUCACUUGCUGCAUUUGUAAUCCAGUCACUGGUCAAGAGAAAAGGGCAGGUGUUAUCCUACCAGAUAUCCUGUUCAAAUCAAAGUGUGCGGGGAUGUUAUGUGAGAACUUAUACCUCCUGAUAUAUCUGAUCAUUUUACUUGCUCUUUUGUGUUUCAGCAUAAACUGUAUUUUACCCAGGAAAGUUUCACAGAACAGAUGGUUCGUUCUCUUUUCAGACUGUAUCCCUUUCCUGAUACAUGCUGGCAUCUCCCCUAUCUACUUGAUAUUCAAGAAUGGAGUCACUGAUUCAGAUGACCUAUACCCAUUGUAUAGUACUUGGAUAUGUGAUAUAUGUGUGAUCCUGACGGUACUGAUGACAUUUUUCUCCAUACUCAUUUUUUGUAUACUGCAGACACUGGAAGGGAAGACCCACAGGGAAGGUCCUCUUUGAUAUCUCCAUGGAACUCUUCCUUCACCUGAAGCUUAUGACAUGGUGAUGAAAGCACACAUACAGGGAGGAGUAGCAUAUAAUCCAAAACAUGAGCAAUCUCCAUCUAAGAGUCACAAAUCAGCAAAAAGAAAGAGCAGAUGCAAUAGCAUAAGAGCCAGAGCAACAAAAGCAGAUUCAUUUCAUGCCCUUCUGAAUGCCACAGUUCCAAACCCUAAUUCAUUACUCAGUCAUUAUACUUCUCUGGGACUAGUAAACAAGUGUAGUGUCUUUAAGAAUUUGGGGGCUACAUAGUGAAUAAGAGUGGAGAUCACAUUAAUCUUCCUAUUCUGCACUUUCAAGUUCAUGAAUAAAAUGUGCAAAAAAUCCUACUUACUGUGUGGUACAUAUACACCAUGGAAUAUUACUCAGCCAUU
Molecule: messenger RNA, 1337 nt
Organism: Odocoileus virginianus texanus
Lineage: Eukaryota; Metazoa; Chordata; Mammalia; Artiodactyla; Cervidae
Product: selection and upkeep of intraepithelial T-cells protein 9-like
Biological process (GO): T cell receptor signaling pathway; regulation of cytokine production
Cellular component (GO): external side of plasma membrane
Molecular function (GO): signaling receptor binding
Source: RefSeq, a predicted model, not a curated record